UUAGCCCCUGAGGCGUCGCCAAAAAGACAAAGUUCAAUCCAAGAUGGCGGCACUUACAAACUUUGUUGCGUUCGUCGUCCUCGCUCUCUCGCUGUUUCUGGCCGUCCAAGCCCGCAACAGGCACCGUCCAAGCCUGGACUAUGAAGACAGGAACGAAGAGGAUGGACCGAACUACCUGAUAGGUGUAGGCAGAGGCGAUGUAACGGGACCGGCCGCAGAAGUCAACAUGAUGGGGUAUGCCAAUCCUUCUCAACAGAGCUCAGGCAUCCACUUCCGGCAGUUCAGCCGUGCCUUCAUCGUGAUGGACCCACAGAACACCACUCGCACUGUGUUUGUCAGUGUGGACUGUGCCAUGAUCUCACAAAUCCUCAAGAUAGAGGUUGUGAAGAAGUUGAAGCCCCUGUUUGGAAAUGCUUACAACGAGAGCAAUGUGUGCCUGAGUUCUAUCCACACUCACUCUGGCCCGGCCGGGUUCCUGCAGUAUGUGCUGUUUGAUGUCACCUCCCUGGGGUUCGUCAGGGAGAGCUUUGAUGCACUCGUUGAUGGAAUAGUUGCUAGCAUCCAAAGGGCUCAUGACAACGUUGUGCCAGGCGACAUCUACCUGAAUCAGGGAGAACUGCAGGAUGCCAACAUCAACCGCAGCCCAACUGCCUACCUCAACAAUCCUGAAGCAGAGAGGGCCAAAUAUGAUGGCAAUACUGACAAAAACAUGGUAGUGCUGAAGUUUGUGGACCAACAUGGAGCAGGGAUGGGCAUGAUCAGUUGGUUUGCUGUCCACUGUACCAGUAUGAACUUCACCAAUGGCUUGAUCAGUGGAGACAACAAGGGCUACGCCUCCCUGCUGUUUGAAGCUGACAUGAACACAGACUCACUGGCUGGACAGGGCUCUUUUGUGGCAGCCUUUGCCCAGAGUAAUGAAGGAGACGUGUCCCCCAACACCAGAGGUCCCCACUGUCAGGAUACAGGUCUGCCCUGUGAUCUAGAGACAAGCACUUGUAAUGGGAAGUCGGAGCUGUGUGUGUCCCCAGGCCCAGGAGUGGACAUGAUUGACAGCACACGUAUCAUUGGUGAAAAGCAGUACAGCAAGGCGAAGGAGCUGUACAAUGCAGACAUGCAGGUGGAGCUGUCAGGACCGGUACAGUUUGCCCUGCAGUUUGUGGACAUGAGCGAUGUCACUGUGCACUUCAACAGUUCCUACUCGGCAAAGACUUGUAAACCUGCCAUGGGGUACAGUUUUGCCGCAGGAACUACUGAUGGACCUGGUUCUUUCGACUUUACCCAAGGUGACACUGAUGGAAAUCCGUUUUGGAACUUGAUCAGAAACAUCAUCAAACGACCCUCAGCAGAAGAGGAGGCCUGCCACGCACCCAAGCCUAUUCUACUGCCUACAGGAGAGAUGACGUUCCCUUACGCCUGGCAGCCGGACAUUGUUGACAUCCAGCUGCUGAGGUGGGGGCAGCUGGUGGUGGCUGCUGUACCCGGGGAGUUCAGCACCAUGUCUGGGAGACGUUUGAGGGACACCGUACAGAGGGCUGUGCUGAGUAAGGGUUUACCAGACGAUACUGAGGUUGUCAUUGCUGGACUAUCAAACACCUACGCAGACUACAUCACCACCUAUGAGGAGUACCAGGUCCAGAGAUAUGAGGGAGCCUCCACCAUCUACGGUCCCCACACCCUGGCUGCAUUCCAGCAGCUGUACUCACAACUGGCUCAGGACAUGGUCAUGGAAGAAGCCAUAGAUGUGGGUCCGUCCCCACCAAACCUGCUGUCCCGUCAGCUGUCCUUCCUCCCCCCGGUGGUGAUGGACACCACACCCCUCUUCAGGCACUUUGGGGAAGUGAUUGAUGAUGCAGGAUCCACCUACCACACUGGAGAGACUGUAUCCGUUCGCUUCCACAGUGCCCAUCCAAGAAACAACUUGCAGACCCAGCCAGAGAAGAUGCAGAAGACUGUGAGGCAGCGGCGAUCACUUUUCCGUUUUUUCUCCUGGGCACACAAAAAGAUCCAGAAGUUUUUCUCUGACCCUGAGGAAGAGCUGGACGGAACCUUCCUAACUGUGGAGAGGAAGAAGGAUGAUGGGACUUUUGAGGUGGUCCACAAUGAUGCAUCAUGGGAUACCAUGUUCAAGUGGAAACGCACCAACCCUGUCCUGGGCUAUAGCGAGGCUACCGUCACCUGGACCAUCUCCCCUGACACCCCGUCUGGCACCUACCGCAUCCGCCACUUUGGACAUUCCAAAAACCUGCUGGGAGAGAUCACCCCCUUCGUUGGGAGCUCCCGACAGUUCACUGUCAGUGCUUAGGGGAAUGUUAAUGUCUCAAAAAGACUUAGCCAGGUAUCCUUGCAAACAGUUCAGGGUUGCAUGAGUUUAUUAUUUGUCCUAUCAGGCAAGCACAUAAAAAAUUUCUUGCCUCUAUUUUCCCAAGUUAAGCAUUGCUUGAUGUCAUGACUGUAAAAAGUAACAAGUAUCUCACUCAAUGGAAACAUCUCAAUCCCGAUCAAGCAAUUGGGCUAGGUCAUGGACUUGCCCGAUCAACACUUUCACUUACCCUGUACAAUAGGGCAAGUGGACUUGUCCAACCUUGUAGUUCAGCAACAGCCUUCAGUUAUCAGUUUAUAGUUGAUGCCUGGGAAAUUUGGCUAAAUCUAUUGGGUUAUUUAGUCAUACUAAAAGCUUUUAUGAGAUUCCGACCUUCAUGUUUUUGAAUUCUCAGUGACUCGUACAGUUUUCAAAGUCUAUGUCCAAUGGCGAUACAUACAAAGAAACUGCAGUGAUGUCAAUGAAAAGCCUGUAUGUAGAUGGUAAUCUCUUAGAAGUUGUCUCUCCUACAUUUUCCUUAGUAUGCAGACUCUGAUUAGUGCCCAAGAUGUAUGAGAUUUAAACUGGGCAUAAAUGUUGCAAUAAGAAUAUCAAGAAUCUUGAAUUUAAAUAUUCAUAUCAACUAAUGUAAUGUGAGUAACAUGUCAUUGUUUAGUAUUUGACAAGUGCUGGUCAUGAUUGAGUACUAACCUGAUAAUAAUUUUUUCCAAGACAAUUGUAUCCUACAUUUAAGGUUAUUCCAGAAAUGUUAGAUAUAGAGUAAUUGUGUAAUAGAUAAAUAUAUUAAGUUAUAAAUAGAUAUGUAAGUGUGAGAGACUAUGAUGACCUGCACUUACAGUGGCAUUGAUGGUGAUGAUUAUGAAUAAGUGAAUAAGUACCAAAAAUAUUGGACUUUUUCAUAUAUGAUUCUCCUCUGGAAUUUUAUUUCUGUUGCUAGCUUGCAAAUUAUAUUUUACACAGAAUGAUACAGAUAUUGUAGAUGACUAUUGAAGAAGAUAUUGAAUAGCUUUGAUACAAUGAUACAUGCAUGAAACAUAUCAGAGCUAAGAAUUGAGACUAAUAGUGAAAUAAUUUUUGCUUGAGGUGAUCUCUAUGUGUCAAGCUUCUCUUGAAGACAAAAAUGAUAUAUACGCAGAUAUAUUAGGAUGAUUCCAUAUAUCAAGUUUAUUGUUGCUAUACAAUGUCAUGUAUAGAUAGCUUAAAUUGUUGCAUUCUGAUAAUGUCUUUUUCUUGAAAAUCAUUCUUUGAUAAAUUUCAACCAGUCUGCAA
Molecule: messenger RNA, 3589 nt
Organism: Branchiostoma floridae (Florida lancelet)
Lineage: Eukaryota; Metazoa; Chordata; Leptocardii; Amphioxiformes; Branchiostomatidae
Product: neutral ceramidase-like
Exons: 20
Coding region: 44-2302 (752 amino acids)
Biological process (GO): sphingosine biosynthetic process; ceramide catabolic process; long-chain fatty acid biosynthetic process
Cellular component (GO): extracellular region
Molecular function (GO): N-acylsphingosine amidohydrolase activity
Source: RefSeq, a predicted model, not a curated record